UAGGCAGGGGAGAUAGCUUUAGUUUUAUGGCUAGUCUUGAGCAGGAACAUUUGAAGAGAGGGCUCGGAAGGGUGAGGCGAGCGAUGGCUUUCUACUCAGGGAACCCAGUUUAGGAAGUGACCGAGGUUGUCAAGGUGCAGGGAAUCUGGAGGAGAGAUGGUCAGUUUUGGACUAUCACAAGAGCUUCCCAGGGACCUAGCCUGAAAUACUCUGUUCAUCCACCCACCCCUGUCCCCCAUGCCACACACUCACACGCCUACGCCCGCAUAAAUUCAGAAAGCACCUAGGAAGAGUGACAAACAAAACGCGAAAUACCGGCUCUUGCAAAACUACGGAUUCCUGCCUUCAAAAAGCUCACAGGAGGAGAUAUAAAUUAACCAAAUAAGCGUAUUGACCUUGCUGAUAGAGGCCACUUCCUAGGAGCUGCUAAGAUGGGCAUGAGAAUCAAACUGCAAAGCACCAACCACCCCAACAACCUGCUGAAGGAACUCAAUAAGUGCCGGCUGUCAGAGACCAUGUGCGAUGUCACUAUCGUGGUGGGCAGCCGCUCCUUUCCUGCCCACAAGGCAGUGCUGGCGUGCGCAGCUGGCUACUUCCAGAACCUCUUCUUGAAUACUGGCCUUGAUGCCGCCCGGACCUAUGUGGUGGACUUCAUUACUCCUGCCAACUUCGAGAAGAUUCUGAGCUUUGUCUACACCUCGGAGCUUUUCACAGACCUGAUCAACGUUGGGGUGAUCUAUGAGGUCGCCGAGCGUCUGGGUAUGGAGGACCUGCUUCGGGCCUGCCACUCCACGUUUCCUGACCUAGAGAGCACGGCAGUAGCUAAGUCCUUGACCAGUGAUAGCCAGUCUGGUACUCUGAGGUGCCCUUCAGUAGAUCCCACCCACCCUCUUGGGGAACUCCGGGGAAGUGGGGAACACUUUGGUCCUGAGAGAAACUAUGUGUUGCCUACUGAUGCUGGAGGGAGCUAUAAAGAGGAAGAAAGGAAUGUUGUCAGUGACGCUAAUCACAGCUUGCCCCUGCCACAACUGCCCUUGCCACCAAAGACAGAAGACCACGAUGCCCCUGUUUCCUUCACGUCUGUUCCUACUGUGGUGACCCAGCCAGUCCUAGGCACUGUCAGCACGGGCAUCCAGACCAGUGCGAGUUCUUGCCAGCCAUACAAAGUUCAGAGCAAUGGAGACUUCAGUAAAAGCAGCUUCUUCGCCUCCGACAGUGCUAUAGACAUUACAACUGGGACCAAUUCCUGUUUGAGCAAUAGCGACCACUCCAGAGAUCCAGGCUUUGGGCAGACGGAUGAGCUUCAGCUGGAGGACCUGGGGGACGAGGACUUGCAGUUCGAGGACCCAGCUGAAGAGAUUGGGACCACUGAGGAGGUGAUCGAGCUCAGUGAUGACAGCGAGGAUGACCUGACUUUCGGUGACGGUGACAGCCGGGAGAACAAGGCCAUGCCCUGUCAGGUAUGCAAGAAAGUUCUGGAGCCCAACAUUCAGCUGAUCCGGCAGCACGCUCGGGACCACGUGGACUUGCUCACAGGUAACUGCAAGGUCUGCGAGACCCACUUCCAGGACCGGAACUCCCGGGUGACGCACGUCCUGUCCCACAUCGGCAUCUUCCUGUUUUCCUGCGACAUGUGUGAAGCGAAGUUCUUCACCCAGUGGCAGCUGACGCUGCAUCGCCGGGACGGCAUAUUUGAGAACAACGUCAUUGUCCACCCUAACGAGCCCCUUUCUGGGAAACUGGCUCUCUUUCCAGGGGCAGCCUCCCCAGAGUUGAAAUGUGCUGCUUGUGGGAAAGCGUUGGCCAAAGAUUUCCAUGUGGUCCGAGGCCACAUCCUUGACCAUCUGAACUUGAAGGGCCAGGCCUGCAGCGUCUGCGACCAGCGCCACCUCAACCUGUGCAGUCUCAUGUGGCACACGCUCUCUCAUCUGGGUGUUUCCGUCUUCUCCUGUUCAGUCUGUGCCAGUAGCUUUGUGGACUGGCACCUUCUAGAGAAGCACAUGGCUGUGCACCAAAGCCUGGAGGACACCCUGUUCCGCUGCCACUUAUGCAGCCAGAGCUUCCGGUCUGAGGCUGCCUACCGCUACCAUGUCAGCCAGCACAAAUGCACCAGUGGCUUUGACACGCGGCCUGCUCUGGGGCUACAGCACCUCGCCCUCCAGAAGCGGAAGCUGCCGCCUGAGGAGUUUUUAAGUGAGGAGCUGGCUUUGCAGGGCCAGCCUGCCAACAGCAAAUAUAGCUGCAAGGUCUGUGGGAAGAGGUUUGCCCACACGAGUGAGUUCAACUACCACCGGCGGAUCCACACGGGUGAGAAACCUUACCAGUGCAAGGUGUGUCACAAGUUCUUCCGAGGUCGCUCAACCAUCAAGUGCCACCUCAAGACGCACUCGGGGGCACUCAUGUACCGCUGUACAGUCUGUGGCCACUACAGUUCCACCCUUAACCUCAUGAGCAAACAUGUCGGUGUCCACAAGGGCAGCCUUCCGCCUGACUUCACCAUCGAGCAGACCUUCAUGUACAUUAUCCAUUCCAAAGAGACUGAGAAGAACCCGGACAGCUGACGGGGUCUCUGCAGAGCUGGGGGGGCUCCCAGGUGGCAGCCGGGUAGUGAUUUUCUAGAGGGUCCUUGCCCAGCUGACACUACAGUUUUGCCUUGCUAGGAAUAUUCUGUAUCGCGUUGAGAGAAGAAAGAGCACAUAAGCUGUUACUGUUUGUUUGCAAGAGGCAGCAGCCCCGGUGCAUUUACCUCCAUACCUGUUCUUGCCCACAGAGGGGCUGCAUUCUUGGUUAUUUUGAGGCUGGUCUUUAGGAUCUAGUCAAGCGGGCCUGUCUACUAGGUGCCCUUUGCCAGUUUCUCUUGUUUUAGUUUACUGAUAGAUUUUAUGCUGCUAAGAACCUACCAGCAGCCUCACUGGAUAGAAGAGGUGGAGAGAGGUUUUCACUGUGGGGGUGACUGCCUGACCUUUGGCAGGACAACAGCUCUGAGAAGGUUUGGGGAAUGUGGUCAUUUGGAAGGAUGAGCAACAGGGCAGGGCGGUUCAUCUCGGGGUCCCACCCCCUCAGUAGGGACAAGGUGUCAGGAGCUGAGGGCGCUACUUGCUCCACUUCUCAAAUCUCACGAUUAGAUUGAAAAUCUCUUGUCAGCUAGAUCUAAACUGAGGUUGGCAAGCUUUGGGUGUCCCAUGGUGCCACCCGAUGGGAAGCCUGGAUGGAUGGAAGAAGAUGUCCCUCUUUUUCCUCGUUUCCAAAGAAACAUGAUUUUUUUAGAGUAUAGCCCUGGAUGUCAAGCCUUCUGUCACAAGCAGAGAGGACAGAGAGCCACUUCAAUGUAGUCAUCUGUCACCUUGCCACCUCCUUAGCCCUACGUCUCCUGGGCACGGAGGAGGAGACUUCUCUGACAGCAGCAGUCUUGCCUUAACUCACAUCAAGUCUCCCACUCAGGGUGGUUUGGCCUACAGCGUAGACGAGAAGACCCUGUGAGGCGGUGGAUCGUGAGCCCUUCUGGAUUUAAGGAACCCCAUUAACUGGUGGCAUAUGGCAGGGUGUGCGCUCUGACUGUCCCACGUGGGUAACUUGUUUACUUGGUGGUAAAAGUAUGGGAGUUUUGCGUUGAUGCUGAGCGUCGCCUCCAGGGGGCGCUCUUGGAUGGUAGCUGGCUUAGGCCUUCGAUGUGGCUGUUUGGCUCCUUAGUCUUUGAAAGGGCCUUGCCCAAAAAAGGCUGGAGGAGAGAACCCUUGAUCUUGCAUACUUAUAAGAUGGCACCUCAGUAGCUCAUACUACCUCACCCUGCUCAGGUGAGCUCUGAGAGUCCCUAAUUUUGGGCCCAGCCACUGCCACUGCCCCUGGUGGGACUCAGCAGCACCCUGGGCUAUUUCAUAAACAAGUGGUUUUAAUUAACUCACAAAGCCUUUUUAGACAUUAAUAUUUAUUUAUUUUUGUUUUGUAUACAUAUUACCCAGCAUCUCUUUUUGAUAAGUGACUGUAGGAAAAUUAGUUUCUCUCAAGAAAGGACCCAUAUUCCACCAGAUGGGUAUGGCUGUGGAUUUGGAGAACAGGCGUGUAGCGCGAGAUGUGCCAGGCCUUUUAAGGAGCACAUUUCGCUUCUCCAGCUGUAGUCUCUAGCAGAACAAAUCUAGAUCAAGUCACAUGAAGGUUUUCGCAGUUUUUAUCCGUCCAGCGUGGGCAGCUUCCUGUCCAUGUAUCUUAAGACACAGGCAAAGCAAAGCUGUGUCCUUGGGCUGGGGAAGCCUGUGAGUAAAGAAAUGCCCAGGGCAUUCCGGGGGCUCACAUGAUGGGCCUCCGACAGUGGCUAGUCAAAGGCCGCCUUCUCAUUGGGAAGUCAUUGCCACGACUCUGGUUUCCUUUCCCUGGGGAUGGGUAACAAGCUACAGUGAUGGACCUGCUGAACUUCCCGAGACUGCUGGUGAGGAGUGAGUGUGGACCGGCUGAUGGGGGGGUACUUCCUGACCUCAGCCAGGUCACCGAGAGUGGAGAAACCCUUUUCCGUAGCUUAUGGCAUCGUGAAUGCUGGGUGGUCCGUCUGUCUACUUAACCUGAAACUGUGAAGUUUUCCCUUUUUGCCAUAAACCAAAAAGCAGAUCUUUGAACUUUUGCCCUUUAAACACUAAAACCAAAUUGUGCCCUCUGGUCCCUCAAGGUUAGUUGAUCAGGGAGAUCCACUUGGUCCCAGUCAGACAUGUAGCAGGUGGAAGCAGUGGCUCAUGAGGCUCAUUUGUCCUGACCACGCCUCUGUGGGUAGCCCCACAUCCGUUCCUGUCUCCCCCUCUGUGUGAAGUUGUUUGCUUUCCCCGAAUCUAGUUCGUUCUUCUCUUGAGUUGAUUUACUUGAAAUGUUACAUGAUAGUGAAGGGUACCCAGGCUACCUGGUGGAAGGUGUUUUGCAGUUUUAGUUUUUGAUACCCAUUUGAUUUCAUGUUUGCCUCCCUUUUGAAUUUCCGUUUAGCACUAUCCCCCACUGUAUUGCGUUAGAGUUCUCUCUGACCCUAGAAUGUUCCAUCCUUGCUUCCCCUCUCUUCGGUCUGUACUCAGGACCCACCUGCAGAGUUUUCAGAACUCUGCCCAGCAGUCACCCGGGCUGCUGGUUGACCGUUUGGAGAGCGUUAAGACAAACGAGAACAUUCCUAGCUUGUUUCCUGAGGGAAAUUGUAAUGUUGGUGCGGGAAGCUGGCAUAAACAGCACGGACUGUUUGUGGCCAGAGGACAAGAUGUGUCCUUGGAUGCUGUGGGUGACCCCUGGCGGCUCAGUGAUGUCAUGCACUGGCUGGAAGCUCUACUGAUUGAACCCUGGUAUUUGGUUCUAAGUUUUGAGAUUCUUUGGAGUCCCCGAAGUUCAUGGUUAGUUGGGAAGAAAAGAAGUGGUGUUGGUGGGGUCAGAUAACGCUAAGAACCAGGAAAUAGGUACGAAUCAUAUUUUACUUUAUCAUGACAUUCACAGCCCUCUGUCUCCAGGGCAAACCUGUAAACUUCAGUGCUUUUUCCCUGGGCAGGAUUUUGCUACUGAUUGUCUUCCUCUUUUGGCCUCCUGCUAUGCCCUUCCCACUAGACCCUAUACUACUCAACUUUGAAAAUUAAUUUAAAUCCUUUCUAGAUGGACACUGAGUUUGUUGGCAAGGGAGUGGGCCCUAUGAAGUAGUCUCUGCCUGUCUGGGAGUACCUACAUGUCCUCUCCCUCUCCCCAAAGUGUUGCUCCACGUGAGUCAGAAAGUGGGUGACAACAUGCGUUCAGUGUGGUCACACGUCACAGCUAGUGUCAGAACAGACGGCACGUGAUGACGUUCGACGCCUUCCUCGUCAGUCCCCCUCCCCCACCUGGAGUAGCUCAAAUCUCUGCUGAAGCAGAGAAGCUGUUGAUGUCUAACCCUUCCAUUAAAUUAAGAAGUACUGACCUCCUAAUAUUUAAGUGUUUACUAUCUGCUGUAAAGUUUUGUAUAUUUUGUAAACCUUUUUCCCCAAACAGUAGACGUCUAAAAUCCUACAUCUGAUUCUUUUAUAUUCCAUUGUUCAGCACAAAGUGUGGUUUUUAUUUAGAAUAAAAAAGAAAAAAGAAAAAAUUUGAA
Molecule: messenger RNA, 6076 nt
Organism: Arvicola amphibius (Eurasian water vole)
Lineage: Eukaryota; Metazoa; Chordata; Mammalia; Rodentia; Cricetidae
Gene: Zbtb39
Product: zinc finger and BTB domain containing 39
Exons: 2
Coding region: 432-2561 (709 amino acids)
Biological process (GO): regulation of immune system process; regulation of cytokine production; negative regulation of transcription by RNA polymerase II
Molecular function (GO): protein binding
Source: RefSeq, a predicted model, not a curated record